Messenger RNA from Funneliformis caledonium, 193 nucleotides. The record is from the annotation of a GenBank genome assembly. Lineage: Eukaryota; Fungi; Glomeromycota; Glomeromycetes; Glomerales; Glomeraceae.
UAACCUAAACAUUCCAACCUUAAAUAUCAUUGGCGCACAAGAUCGUAUGGUACCGCUUAAUUAUAGUUUAUAUUACGCAGGUCUCGCUAAACGUGAAAACAAAAUUAUUUACGAAGAAUGUGGACACCUCCCUCAAUGGGAAGUUACAAAGGAAUUUAAUUACGACAUCUCGAAAUUCGUGUCCAAUGUAUAG